This is a messenger RNA of Rhopalosiphum maidis (corn leaf aphid), 800 nucleotides long. RefSeq names its product lamin Dm0-like. The transcript has 3 exons. The record is from RefSeq and is a predicted model, not a curated record. Lineage: Eukaryota; Metazoa; Arthropoda; Insecta; Hemiptera; Aphididae. The coding region runs from base 164 to 730 and encodes 188 amino acids.
UCCUUUAGUGACCGUAUUAUUUCGUUUAUAAUAAUUGUACCUAAUUAUAAAAAUCGAUCUUCUUCGCACUUUGAUUUCGAAGUGUUAAUAUCAUAAAUUUUAUUGUGUGUGCGUUUUAUUCGAAUACUAGAAUAGUGGUGGUGAUCGAAGACCAGCCAUUGAAAUGUCGCAGAGUGCAUCAAGAAAAGAUGGUGAGAAACAGGGGGCCAAAAACAUUCCGCAACCGAACGAGUUAUGUAAUAAGAGCAGAAGGACAGCGACACAAAACCCUACCAAGUUCAGCCGUAAUCAGGAAAAUCACGAGCUACAGAAUUUAAAAGACAGUAUCGCCGAUUACAGUGGACGCGUUAAGUUCUUAGAAGCCAAAAACUCAAAAUUAACACAAAAGCUCCAUUUUUCAAAUGAGGUGAGAACCCGGGAGGUGUCCAACGCUAUGACAUUAUGUGAAUCUGAACUUGACAAACUAAGAAAUGCAUUAGAAUGCGAAGUUGAACAAAAGAACCGCCUCGAGUUAGAGAAUAGGCGUCAUAUUUUCAAAAUAAAACAGCUCAAUACAAAACUUGACCAAAUUUCAAAGGAGUUGGAAGAAACUAAAUCAUUUGAAGCAAGAUAUCGCGAAAUUACUGUAAAAUAUGGUCAAGCUUUGAUUGACAAUAAGAAUUUAAAAGACGCUAAUAAUGCAAUUGAAACAACACAAAAUCAGCAAGAAAAAGGAUCAUUAAUGAGUUGAUGGCACAAUUCAACAACCAAUCGAAGCGGUCAUUUUUAAAUGAUCAUAACUAUUAUAAAGAAAUUUGCCA